AUGGGAUGGAAGCGAGGAUCGGUUAUUUUAGAGGCGAGACCUUAUGCCCACGUAAUAUGUCUGAAGUUUAGGCAGGAAAGAUGCAACUUUUGUUUAGUGAGUGCUGACAACAUGAAAAAGUGUGGAAGCUGCAAAAAGAUCUGGUACUGUGGAGUAUCUUGUCAGAAAGAAGACUGGAAGAUUCAUAAAGUUGAAUGUCAGAUCAUGAGACGGGUUCCAGACACACCUACAGACAGCUUGCGCCUUUAUUUGAGGCUUAUCAUUCGAUACCUGGCAGGUGCUGCCAAUGUUAAACAUCCUGAAGAUGAAAGUCCAUGCUUGCGUACAUUCAGUGAGCUCAUGUCUCAUGCAGACAAAAUCAAAGUGGACCCCACGAGAUCAGAACAGUUUAGAACUGCUGCGGACUUUCUUCGGGCCUAUGCUCAUGGAAUUUUGCGGCUUCCUAGCGAUGAUGUUUUACUGGACAUUUUUGGAAAGAUGGUAAUCAACACAUUCACUAUAGCAGAUGAAAUGUUACAAGAUGUUGGUGUAGCAGUUUACACUAGCCCGUCGGUGUUAGACCAUCGUUGUUGGCCCAAUGCUGUUGCUACAUUUGAUGGAAGGAAAGUGAUAGUUCGAGCUGUAGACAACAUCACCGGUGAUUCUUUGUCAGAUGUGAGUCUUGAGUUGCAAACAUGUAUUAAAUACUGGACAUCUUUAGGUGUAUUGGGUAUAUGA
Messenger RNA from Candidula unifasciata, 717 nucleotides. The record is from the annotation of a GenBank genome assembly. NCBI's taxonomy places the organism in Eukaryota, Metazoa, Mollusca, Gastropoda, Stylommatophora, Geomitridae.